UUGCGGGAGAACCGUCAAUAACGGCAUGGGCAAGCGGUGACAAGUUUGUGUUUACAUGGCACACUCAUAAGAUCGAUUGCUAAGGAUGGAAGAGCAAAACGCAGAGACACGAUGGUAAAACACACGGCAGCACAACCGAACACACUGCAGCCAGCCGAGAGGAGUGAGAUUGAAAAGGUCUUUGUUAGUUCACAAAAUAUACAAAACGCCUUGCAAACUUUCAUAAAUCGGCAUCGCAGCAUUUUGCAAAAUCUUCUGGAACAAAACCAAAAACUCGAACAACAAAACUCAAUGCUGAAUGUGCAACUGAGCAAUCAACAAGGCAACAUAUUGGCGUUAAAUGAGAGAAUUAUCACGGUUGGCAACGAAAUUGAAAAGUACAAAGAGGAGCAAACACGUUUAUUGGAAAAUAAAAAUUUGUUACGCACUGAAUUGUUAGCUUACAAAAAACGAUGUGGUGAAUUGAUGAUUAGUGGUGAAAAUGAAAAGAUCGAGCUACAAGCGGUGAUUGAGAAACAAAAAAAUGAGCUAAAAAUGCGUGAUGAAAGAGAAAAUAAGUUGAACGUUGAGCUUGAUGUUAUUCGUCGGGAAUUACAAGCCAAGCAAAAUGAAUGCGACAAAGCUGAUAUUGAACUUACCAAAGGCAAAAUGGAACUCAGUCAAAACAAAGAGUGUUUGGAGGCGUUGCAGAAAUCUCUCAAUAAUUUGAAAGAUGAACUGAAGCAAAGGGAUGAAAUUAUCGACAAGCUACAUAAAGAACAAGCCGACUAUAAAGCUGAAACUGAUAAAACUAUCAAUAAAAUGCGCGAAAUUCAGCAUAUUUUUUAUCCAAAUGCCAGCAAUUUGUUGCCCCCAGUACCACGAAGCAGCAAUGAGAGUCGUAAUGCGCAACCUGUUGCAAUUAGCGUACAGCCGAGACCACAAAGCAGAGCUGCCUUGAAGCGCACUUCAUCGUCAUCGUCAUCGGAUUCUGAUUCGGAUAAUGACGCUGCUUUAUUAGUACGUGGUUGGGUACCGGUAAGAAAAUCGACUGGCACGCAAAUACAAGAUGAAAAUAGAAGAGGUUCAACGGAUAUACCACCAACAUCUGAGAGCGGCGGAGAACCCUCGACACGAAAGCGUGCUCGCCGCUAGGAUUAAGAUAUUUUCGAACUCAAAAAUUAAUGAAGUAUUCAACAAACCUAUUUUUUUUAUUCCUUAUAUUUUAAUU
Messenger RNA from Ceratitis capitata (Mediterranean fruit fly), 1210 nucleotides. Its product is annotated as tropomyosin. The record is from RefSeq and is a predicted model, not a curated record. The transcript has 9 exons. The coding region runs from base 112 to 1134 and encodes 340 amino acids. Lineage: Eukaryota; Metazoa; Arthropoda; Insecta; Diptera; Tephritidae.